CACAGACUUGAGUAUUCAUAAAUGGUUGGGGAAAGGGCUUGCUCAUCUGGCUGCAAGCUUGCUCAGACAUACUGAGGGAAAAAAAAGUGUCUCUCAACUGAUGUUAUUUUAAUUAUUCAGUCAAGUCACAUUUAUGUUAGGCACAAAAGCAGUGGGAAAAUGUACAAGUGAGCUGAAAUGAGCAUACUCAUAUUCACUUUCCACUGACAGUAGUGGAUAAACAAUGGUAUACAUAGCUCUCUAUCAGUCUGACAUGAAACACCAAGUUCUUGACAGGAUGGUUUCACCAAGCCAAAAACAAAGGAGCCCAAACAGGUCCAUUAAAGCAAAGUGGUUUCUAUGUUUACCAUUUAUUUCUCAUUAUUGUACUUAGUCUAUUAAUGUAACUGCAUCAGGAAAGUCUCAUUUGUCUCCCGGCUCCAGUGUAUGAGCUCCUGAGCAUCUCCUAGGAAAUAAGUGACUGCAAUUUUUCACUUCACAGUGCAGAGUGUGCUCACCUCGCCGCAGGACGGGGCUUGUGCAGCUCUACCCUCAUAUGCAGCAAUGACGCAACUUUGUUAAUCUACCCUGAUGCAUAUUUUCCCCAAGAAGUAUGCUAAAUAUGGCAGAAACUAAAACCAUCCAGCUUGGAGCAGCCUGUGCUGUCACGUUUUUCUUUGUCCUAAUCUGUUGGGCUGAUGCAGCUUCAUUCCAGCAGUACCAGCUGCUUCAAAAAGACCCAGACUAUGUAAUGAAAAACUUACAGAGGCUCCCGAAUCCUGAUAUGAUCAAAGCUUUGGAAUACAUAGAAGAUCUUCGCAAGCAAGCUAACAAGGGAGAAAGCAUCCCUGAUUACAACUCCUUUCAAAGUGUCCCGUAUGUCCUGCAACAGAAAGAAAACAAAGAUCAGGUUCACCUACCAGAAAAUGUAAGGGAUUCUUUGACUGAAGAUGAGUCUCAGUGGGUCAAGGUUAUGUUGGAAGCCUUGCGGCAAGCUGAGAAGGAGUCAAAAGCUGGCACAAAGGAAAAUAAACUUUAUGGUCUGAGCUCAGAUAACAGCUUUCCAGCUGGAGUAACUGAUGAUUACGAGGCUUACAAGUGGCCUGAAAGGUGGCAAAAAUAUCUCAAAAUGCCUUUUGGCCACUAUGAAGACAGUUCAAGAGACAGUCCUUUCAAGCGUACUAAUGAAAUAGUGGAGGAGCAAUACACACCCCAAAGUCUUGCUACACUGGAAUCGGUGUUUCAGGAGUUGGGGAAGAUGGCAGGACCUGGUAAUCACAAGAAGGAGAGGCUGGAUGAAGACCAGAAACUGUAUGCAGAUGAUGAAGAUGAUGUGUAUAAAGUAAAUAACAUUGCCUACGAAGAUGUGGUUGGAGGAGAAGACUGGAAUCCCAUAGAAGAAAAAGUGGAAAGCCAAACCCAGGAAGAGAUAAAAGAUAGCAAAGAGGAAAUUGACAAACAUGAAGAGGAAGUUGAUGAUGAAAUGAAGAGGUCAGGGAAACUCAGCUUCCUUGAGGAUGAAAUGAGAAGAGAGAAUAAAGAUCAAAUGUCAGAGAAUGUUUCAAAGUUAAUGAAUUAUUACCUGAAGAGGCUGAUGGGCAGUGCUGGAAACAGGAAACUAAGGACUGGAGGAGAGCUUGAGGAGAAAAGAGCAGCCUCAAUUUUGGACAAGCAACUCAACCCUCAGUCUAUAGCUCAGUUAAUAGAAAUGUCAAGGAAUUUACAAAUUCCUCCAGAGGAUUUAAUAGAUAUGUUGAAAGCUGGGGAGAAAAAACAGCUUCAGAGUGAAAGGUUGGAAGCUGAGCAGGAAGCAGAAUUCCCAGAAGACCUCGAUGAGAUCACUGAAACUAAUCUGGGACAGAGUGACAUAUUUAAAAAUAAUGUAAACUCUAAAAAUGGGUACAUGAAGCAGCCUCUUAAUGCAAUUCCAGAAAAUCUACCUGAAGACCUCAAUAUUGAAGACAUUGUCAGUCUUCUGGGAACUGGCAAUUUAGGUAAUCAGAAUCCCUCCUACUUACUAAAUCGUCUUAAUCAAGAAAAUGAUUUGCCAAGACUGCCUUACAUUCCCAGAAGACUGAAAGGACGCCCAGUUCCCAAAUCUGCGUGGAUUAACGAUUUGGAAAGGCGACAAAUGGAGUACGAGAAACUGGAUGAGAAGGAUGAAGAGCUGGCUGAUUACUUGGCAAAGAUGCUGGCAAAAUAUCCCGAAGUUAUCAACGCGAACCAGAUGAAAAGAGUUCCCGUUCCAGCUUCUGAAAGCGACUUGCAGGAAGACGAGAGGCUGGAGCAGGCCAUCAGAGAGCAACUGAGCCAGCUGGGACCACAGGAGGCUGCGAGGCUGGCUUCACUCAGCAAAAGGCUCUCCAUGGCUGGGGACACCGAUGACACGCAAAACAGGCAGUAUCUGGACGAGGAUAUGCUGGCAAAGGUGCUGGAGUAUCUAAAACAGGAGAAAUCAGAGCUUGAAAGAGAUCACAUUACUAAACGGGCAAUGGAAAAUAUGUAAUUGUUCUCCAAAUAUGAUUUCUCUCCCACGUGUUGACUUCAAUCCCAAUUCAGUUGUGAUUUACUCCCGCUCUCCCACUACACAACUUCUGGUAGACUACUUACCAUUGAACAGUCUGCAUAUCUUUCUCGGAGCUGUUAUCUUGUUUAUUGAUAUACUUAUGUAUGUUAUAAAUUAUGGGGCAAAUAACAAAUUGCUUCAAGUGUUUUAAGAAACAAUUUAAUGAAAUCAAGUAAAACUAUAAUAUGUAAACAAAUGACCUUCGCGUUGUUAAUAAAACAUGAUAAAUGAAGAGUGAGAAUUAUCAUUUGAAAUUUUUAAGAUUAACUGGAUUAUUUUGUUACUGUCUGUAGUGUUUUUUGUGGAGUAUCGAAUAAAAAAAUAAAGCAUUA
Molecule: messenger RNA, 2877 nt
Organism: Lagopus muta (rock ptarmigan)
Lineage: Eukaryota; Metazoa; Chordata; Aves; Galliformes; Phasianidae
Gene: SCG2
Product: secretogranin II
Exons: 2
Coding region: 593-2485 (630 amino acids)
Cellular component (GO): secretory granule
Source: RefSeq, a predicted model, not a curated record